Molecule: messenger RNA, 5276 nt
Organism: Bursaphelenchus xylophilus (pine wood nematode)
Lineage: Eukaryota; Metazoa; Nematoda; Chromadorea; Rhabditida; Aphelenchoididae
Source: the annotation of a GenBank genome assembly
AUGUCGCAAAUAGCUUCGGCCGUUCGCGACGAACCGCCGCCCUCCAUUCAUCCGCCGGAAGAUGAAUUGGGCUGCAAACAUCAGCUCGCGGUGACCUGCAGCAAUGCCGAGGAGAAGGUCAGCAAGGAGGAUCGGAAUACGGUAGGCUAAUGGAUUUUUGAAUUUUUAAACUUUUUUUAAAAUAACUCAAGUCCUGAAACGUAAAAGUUCCUUAUUUUGGCCUUAUAACUUUGCGGAAACUGGUCGGAAUUAGCCCAAAUUUAGCGUGCACGCUCAAUUCAUCGCUGUCAAUGCCCGAACAGUGGAUUUAGUUUGUGAGGUACCUUCUUUUUUACGUCCCACCUUACCCUUCAAAAACGGCUGCAGCCUGUUAUUUUACACUUUAUACGAUGAAACAUGUCCGGAAAUAAACUUAUUGCCUCCGUAUGGAAGUAAAUGAGUCGUCAUAGCCUUCGUAGGUACCCUUAAAACUGUAGACGUAUUAUAGUAAUUCAGUUACAGCUCGGUCGAAGCGUUUUUUCCCAACUUUGUGCCCAAGCUUGGGCGCAGUUCGCGGAGUACCUUUGUUGUGGCCAAAAUAAGGAACUUUUUCCCUUUUUUUUAUAACUCAAGUCCCGAAACUUUGAUUGGGAGCUCUGAAUUUACCAACAGCAUCUUUAUCAUCGAAUUUUAUAUAAUAAUUUUUUCAAAAAACCCGGAAAAUCCAUAAAAAAUAUAUGCUUUUUUGAUUUCCAGCUUUACUAAAAACCCCUCCGAGUAUUUUUAUAAUGAAUGCUGUUGUUUGUCGAGGUUUACCAAGGUUUUAUCCAUUUUCAGCCAUGCUUUCUCCGACCCUUCCGUUCCAUCCACAAUAUGUACAAAACUUUGAAAGGAGAUCUCUCAUCCAUAUUUUUACUCUUGUUCCUUUAUCUUUUACAGGUAAGUGAAAACUGUUGUGAUUUCGCGUGAAAAUUUUUGGAUUUUUUAUGAUGAUAAAAGAAAUUCAAAAUUUCAAAAAUUUUUUUUUUUUAUUUUUAAAAUAGUAAAAUUCAAUUUUUUUAAAAUCUUUUUAUUCGAAAUGAGCCCUUGUAAGGCCUACUAUCAAGUCAAAAAACCGGAGGCUUGAUAAAAAAGAAAUAAAAUUUUAAGCUCGGGCGCAGCUCGAAAAAAAUCAAAUUAAUUAUUUCUUUUAAUUUUUUUUAUUCAUUUGAAAGCUCACUUAUUUUAUUUUUUUCAGGGUAUUCCCCUUGGCUUAAUUGCUGCCGUCCCAUUAUUACUCCAAAGUAAAGGGAUCACCUAUUCCCAACAAGCCGUUUUUUCGUUUUCACAUUGGCCUUUCAGGUAAGAACAUUUAAUCAUUUUUUAUACAGUAAACAGCCCUUUUUCCGAUAAGAUAUUAUAUUUUUUCCAAAAACAAAUUUUUCGCUGAAAAACGGGAUUUUUUAAACUUUUCUCUAAAAAUUUGGAUUUUUUUAUUUUUUAGCGACAAAAUUCAAUUUUUUUGGUAUUACAGUAACUUACAACGCUAUUUCUUUCAAUUUUUCAGUAUGAAGCUGCUCUGGGCGCCGAUUGUGGAUUCGAUUUAUGUCCGGAGAAUCGGCCGGAGGAAAUCCUGGAUGGUCCCGUGCCAAUAUUUGAUUGGAGGAUUCCUCCUGGUUGUCAGCUACUAUCUCAACGAAAUCAUGGGCACUAAUGGAAGUGGAACUCCGAACAUUUUCCUGUUGAUGUGCAUCUUCCUGCCGCUGAAUUUCUUGGCCGCUACGCAGGAUAUUGCAGUAGACGGGUGGGCUCUGACCAUGUUGUCGAGGUGAGUUUUUUUUGGGAAACGCCUGGGGGAGAUUUUGGUCUCAAAAUGUCCGCAAUGACACGUAAAGUUUUCUGGGUAACUAAAUUUCUGAUUUUCGCGCCGGGACCCAGCUUAAAGUUCAAAAUAAUCUAAUUUUUGUCCCAAAUUUUUUAUUUUUUUCAAUUUUUUUAUCAAAAUUUCAAACCCACUUUUAUUACAGAAAGAACGUCGGGUACGCCUCAUCUUGUAACGUUGUGGGACAAACAGUCGGAUUUUUCAUGGGAAAUGUGGUCUUCUUGACCUUACAAUCCAAGGAUUUUGCCAAUAAAUGGAUCAGAUCGACGCCGCAGGACAAAGGAAUCGUUGAAUUUGAUGGUAAGCUUAUUUUUACUUUCUCAGUAGAAGGAUAAAUCCAACGGCUAAACAUUUUUUGAAAAAAAUAGAAAAAAAAAUAUUUUUGGGUCCCACCACGAAAACAUAGAAUUUUAGCAAAUGGGUUUUAUAAAUUUAAAAAUUAGAAUUACAUUGAUUUUUGGGUCUCUCUGGAAGGUAAAAUACGGGAAUUAUGGUGUACGAAUGUUAAUUUAUAAUUUUUGGGUCCCACCACGAAAACAUAAAAUUUUAUAAAUUGGCUCAAAAAUUAAUGAAUGUCGAUUUUUGGGCAAUGGUGAAAGGUAAAAUACUGGUAUUACUGUAUAGGAAUGAUAAUUUAUAAUUUUUGGGUCCCACCACGAAAACACAGAAUUUUAGCAAGUGGGUUUUAAAUUAGCAUUACAUUGAUUUUUGGGUCUCUCUGGGAGGUAAAAUACGGGUAUUACCGUGUACGAUUGAUAUUUUAUAAAUUUUGGGUCCCACCACGAAAACCUGAAUAAUUGAUUUUCACCAUUUUUCCAGUAAAAAUCGACCUUUUUACUAUACUUACUGCCAGAUUAUUAAAAUUUAAUCACAAGUUCCCCCAAUUUCAGACUUUGUUUUCUUCUGGGGCUGUGUCUUCAUCGUCUCCACCACGUUGGUCUUCAUUUUCAAGAAAGAAAUCGACCAUUCCGUCCCAUCGGCGCAGGACAAAAUGGAGAAUCAGGCUCACGGUGACGAUGAGGUCCAUUUGAACGUCUUCCAGACCUACCAAAUCCUCUUCAAAAUCCUUUGCCUCAGGCCGAUGAAAAUAAUGGUUGUGGUGUUGCUGACGGCGAAGAUCGCAUUUGCCGCCGCUGACUCAAUGACCGACUUGAAGCUGAUCAAUGCGGGGAUCACGGCGGACAAAAUCGCAUCAAUCUCGAUCUUUUUGACGCCUCUGCAGAUUCUGCUUCCGUGGAUGCUGGGAAAACAAAUCGCCGGCCCCAAGCCGUUGAGUGUGUACUUGUGGGCGUAUCCUUAUCGGUAAGUAUGAAGUUUGAGUUUAUUUUGGCUUUCUUGGAGGCUAUAGGGGAUUUUGUAUAAAGAAGGGAUCAAAAAAUGGGAAAAAAUUAUAUUGUAGUAUAGGUAAUUUUUUUGGUAAAAAUUGAUUUUUUGAAAAUGUGGAAAGCUUUUUGGAGCUGAUUUGCGUUUUUUAUUAAAUUUGAAGGUGUAAAAAAGGCUUUUUGGAAGAAAAAACUCAGAAAAAUCGACGAUUUAUAUCUUAGUUGAUAUCACUUUGGAUUUUUUGCAAUUUUUUUUGCUUUUUUUACCCCGCUUAAGGCUUUUUCUGAGUGAGUUUGGGUCUAUUGUUGAAUUUAGAGUCGUAGAUUAGCAUGAAAAAUAUAAAAAAAGUUGGAAAAUCGCAAAAAUUAUAUUGCACUUGACAUCAGCCAAAAUUUUUUUUCCGGAAUUUAAUAUUUUUUGUAUAAGAUAAGUGAAUUGAUUUCAAAAUAAUUAGAAACUCCUCUCAAUUUUUUUUGGAGCCGUCAAGUCUUAAAUUUUUAUAUUGCACUUGAUAUUACUCAAGAUUUUUUUCCAAAAGUACCCUAUUUUUUUAUUUUUCCUCUAAAUUUAAUAAUAAAUAUUCCUAAAAUGCUGAAUCCCCCUCAACUUUCCUUUUUUCAGGAUCUUCAUGGGCAUCGUGUUUGCCGGUUUGGUCUAUUGGACCCCUCAUUUCCGCCUUCCCAAUGGAGAAUAUCCCUACACGUACUACGGGAUUUGGAUUGGCGCUUUCUAUUUGAAUCAGAUCGCCUCCUAUUGCUAUUUCCUCUCUCUGAUGGCGUUCUUCGCGCAGAUUUCGGACCCCAAGAUUGGAGGAACUUAUAUGACUUUGUUGAAUACGCUCAGCAACUUGGGCGGAAACUGGCCGUCGACUUUUGUUCUGGCCAUUACCGACUUUUUCAAUAAGAAGAAUUGCAUCUCAGCGACUACUAAAGCGUAAGUUGGAUUUUUUGAUGGAUAAAAUUACAUAGUAAAAAUUUUUUUUGAUGAUGACCGAAUUUUUUGGACAAAAUUUUUUUUUGGAAAUUUUUUUGUCAAAAAAAAUUCGGAGCAAUUUUUUUGAAGAAUUUUUGCAUUUUUUGGGAUAGAAUUUAUAGUUCGAAUAUCAAUUUUACCGAUUUUUUGGACGAAAUUUUUUUGGAAAUUUUUGUGUCACAAAAAUUCAAGGCAAUUUUUUGAAGAAUUUUGCAUUUUUCUGAUUGAAUUUAUAGUUCGAAUAACAAUUUGGCCAAUUUUUUGGACGAAAUUUUUUUUUGGUCGAAAAGUUCCGACUGAUUUUUUGGGCAAAAAAAUACCAAAAAAUCUCUAAAAAAUCAGACUAUUAUUAAAAAAUUACGAACUUGAAAAUCUGGAAUAUGCAUCGGAAAAUAAACUUCUUAUCUAACAGGGGAAGUACCCCAAGUGCGACGCUCAGGCUUUGAUAAAACUUGGCACAAAUUUAGAAUAAUUUUUUCUAAGAUAUAUGCGAGAGUCCUAACUAGCGUUUUGCAGAAACAACAGAGAUUUUUAGAUCGAAAGUCGGCGAAAAUUCAGGACUUUUUGCCGAAUUUCGGCACGAAAAGUUUCAUGCCUAUUUCUACCGUAAAGGAUAAUGUUUCUGCAAAAAAUCAAAUUUUUCCGCUCGAAACUGCCAAAGUUAUGGCCAAAAAGGUGUUUUCUCUCUGACCGCUCUCCACGUUUAGCGUGCUCUCUCGGCGGCAAAAAUCGUUCGAUAUCUCGGCGGCGCCUGCAAAUCGCGAGCUAAAACUUUCAGGAAUUGACAUUUAGUCCAUACCCGACGUGUGUGCAAAAUUUAAAGAAAAUCUGAGCGUCGCACUUGAAGUACUUCCCCUGUAAAUUUGUUCCAAAUUGCACCAAAAUUUCGGAUAUUUUUCGCAAACGUAUUUUACCAACCUCUUUUAAUUUCAGAGUCCUUGGAACGUGUAAUAAGAAGCCGGAAGAGGAGUUGUGCAAAGCCGGCGGGGAUCUCUGCGAAUUCGAAAUCGAUGGCUAUUAUAUUUCUAUUGCGUUCUGUGCAAUGGUCGGAUUAAUUUGGUACAAGAUCUUCUACAAGCGCAUCAAUAUGUUCCAGAAGAUUCCGAGGUCCGAAUGGAGGGUCAUCAAGACGAAAAAUUGA